AUGGAAUUUAAAAAGGUAUUAAAGAAGUUAUCAGAAGCGAAGAAACUUGCAUCAGGAUAUUAUGUCGGUGGGAUAAUACUUUCACUUGCCUUUUUUAUUUUAAAAAUAACUAAUGGUGUCUGCAAUGUUGUUUUCAACAUGGAAGGUGAAUGCGGUCUCGAUCACAGAGAGCAUGAAAUAAUGGUAUUUCUUGCCAUUAUAGUAUUUUACAAAAACAGGAAGGCAGCUAAUUGGAUGCACUGUUUAGCGAAUAUGUUUAUGUUCUGCAAAUUAGCUAAUAUUUAUUUGUUUGUACGUGCCGAUCUUAUUACUGGUGUUAUUUACAUUUUUAUGUGUUUAAGUAAGCUUUGUUUAGCUUUUUUUAAUUUUUCGCCUCAAGAUGAAAUUCAACGAAAUACACGAAUAACAUGGAUAAUUUUUUUCUACACUGCUUGGUCUCCUGACUGCAAACAUGUAUCUCCAGUUUUCGCCGAAUUGAGUGACAGGUUUAAUUUGCCAAAUCUUCGUUUUGCCAAGUUAGAUGUGGGUAGAUGGUCUCAGGAAGCAAAUAGAUUUCGAAUUAAUGCGCAUCCAACCAGUAGACAAUUGCCAACUAUCUCACUUUUCAAAGAAGGAAAAGAAGUGCAGCGGCGUCCCAUAGUACGAAAUCGACGUGCUGUGCCUUUCACUUUCAGUAAAGAGAACUGUGUUCUUGCAUUUGAUCUUAAUAAUUUAUACGAAAAGUGCAAGCUGAAUAUGACCAAAAGUGAAAAAGUGCAAAUUAAGAAUGAAGGGUCAACGAAAGGGAAUUAA
Molecule: messenger RNA, 792 nt
Organism: Thelazia callipaeda (thelaziosis nematode)
Lineage: Eukaryota; Metazoa; Nematoda; Chromadorea; Rhabditida; Thelaziidae
Source: the annotation of a GenBank genome assembly